Rattus rattus (black rat) is the source of this 2881-nucleotide messenger RNA. It is a transcript of the gene Kirrel1, whose product is annotated as kirre like nephrin family adhesion molecule 1. The record is from RefSeq and is a predicted model, not a curated record. NCBI's taxonomy places the organism in Eukaryota, Metazoa, Chordata, Mammalia, Rodentia, Muridae. Gene Ontology annotation, molecular function: cell adhesion molecule binding. The transcript has 16 exons. Gene Ontology annotation, biological process: cell-cell adhesion. Gene Ontology annotation, cellular component: cell-cell junction. The coding region runs from base 243 to 2612 and encodes 789 amino acids.
UAAAGCCGGAGGGCAGAAAUUAUUAGGGGGCGCGGGACGAGAGGAGGGGCCAGGGGAGCGAGCCCGCGGCUAGAGAGGCAAGCGAGUGUGCGCCUUGUGUGCAAGGGCGGGAGGGAGAAGAGAGAGCCAGCGGCGGCCCGGCUCGCGCCGACUCGGGCCCAGCGGCGGGCGGACAGCAUGCUGAGCUUCCUCAUCUGGAUCCUCACUCUCUUCAACACUUUCUCACAAGCAGGGCUUUAGGAAUGACUCUGGAGAGCCGUAGCACAUGUCUAAUGACCUGCCAAUCAAGCCUGCUCCCCGAGAAGCCCAGGUUUCUGAGUCAGAAGAUGUGGGCUCCACACUUAGUCGUUGCUUAUCUUAUCUUUGUGACUUUGGCUUUGGCGUUGCCUGGGACCCAGACUCGCUUCAGCCAGGAGCCAGCUGAUCAGACCGUGGUAGCCGGACACCGGGCAGUGCUCCCGUGCGUGCUCCUCAACUACUCUGGGAUCGUACAAUGGACCAAGGACGGGCUGGCUCUGGGUAUGGGCCAGGGCCUCAAAGCCUGGCCACGGUACCGCGUCGUGGGCUCUGCGGAUGCUGGGCAAUACAACUUGGAGAUCACAGAUGCCGAGCUGUCUGAUGACGCUUCCUAUGAGUGCCAGGCCACGGAGGCUGCCCUGCGCUCUCGGCGGGCCAAACUCACCGUGCUCAUUCCUCCAGAGGACACAAGGAUUGAUGGGGGCCCGGUGAUUCUGCUGCAAGCAGGCACCCCCUACAACCUCACAUGCCGAGCAUUUAAUGCCAAGCCUGCUGCCACCAUCAUCUGGUUCCGGGAUGGGACACAGCAGGAGGGGGCUGUGACUAGCACGGAGCUGCUGAAGGAUGGGAAAAGGGAGACUACAAUCAGCCAGCUGCUCAUUCAGCCCACAGACCUAGACAUCGGCCGCGUAUUCACCUGUCGCAGCAUGAAUGAGGCCAUCCCCAAUGGCAAGGAGACGUCCAUUGAGCUGGAUGUACACCACCCUCCUACAGUGACUCUGUCCAUUGAGCCCCAGACAGUGCUGGAGGGCGAGCGAGUCAUCUUUACCUGCCAGGCCACAGCCAACCCAGAGAUCUUGGGCUACAGGUGGGCCAAAGGGGGGUUCCUGAUUGAAGACGCCCAUGAGAGUCGCUAUGAGACAAAUGUUGAUUAUUCCUUCUUCACGGAGCCCGUGUCUUGUGAGGUUUAUAACAAAGUCGGGAGCACCAAUGUCAGCACUUUAGUGAACGUUCACUUUGCCCCCCGGAUUGUAGUUUACCCAAAGCCCACAACCACAGACAUUGGAUCUGAUGUGACCCUCACUUGUGUCUGGGUUGGGAAUCCCCCCCUCACCCUCACCUGGACCAAGAAGGAUUCAAACAUGGUCCUGAGUAACAGCAAUCAACUGUUGCUGAAGUCAGUGACCCAGGCAGAUGCUGGCACCUAUACCUGCCGUGCCAUAGUGCCUCGAAUCGGAGUGGCUGAGCGAGAGGUACCCCUUUAUGUGAAUGGACCCCCUAUCAUCUCCAGCGAGGCGGUGCAGUUUGCUGUGAGAGGGGAUGGCGGUAAGGUGGAGUGCUUCAUCGGGAGUACCCCCCCUCCGGAUCGAAUUGCAUGGGCUUGGAAGGAGAACUUCCUAGAGGUGGGGACACUGGAACGAUACACUGUGGAGAGGACAAACUCAGGCAGCGGUGUGCUGUCCACUCUCACCAUCAAUAACGUCAUGGAGGCCGACUUCCAGACCCACUACAACUGCACUGCCUGGAACAGCUUUGGACCAGGCACAGCCAUCAUCCAGCUGGAAGAGCGAGAGGUGUUACCUGUGGGCAUCAUCGCUGGGGCCACCAUCGGUGCUGGCAUCCUGCUCGUCUUCUCUUUUGCUGCCUUAGUGUUCUUUCUCUACCGACGUCGCAAAGGCAGUCGAAAGGAUGUGACGUUGAGGAAGUUGGACAUCAAGGUAGAGACAGUGAAUCGGGAGCCACUUACAAUGCACUCUGACCGGGAGGAUGAUACCACCAGCAUUUCCACAGCAACUCGGGUCAUGAAAGCCAUCUACUCGUCUUUUAAGGAUGAUGUGGAUCUGAAACAGGACCUGCACUGUGACACCAUUGAUACCCGGGAAGAGUAUGAGAUGAAGGAUCCAACCAAUGGUUAUUACAACGUGCGUGCCCACGAAGAUCGCCCAUCUUCCAGGGCGGUGCUGUAUGCUGACUACCGUGCCCCUGGCCCUACUCGUUUUGAUGGGCGCCCAUCAUCCCGCCUCUCCCACUCCAGUGGUUAUGCCCAGCUGAGUACGUACAGCCGAGCCCCUGCCUCUGACUACGGCACAGAGCCCACACCCCCUGGCCCUUCUGCUCCGGGUGGCACCGACACAACCAGCCAGCUGUCCUACGAGAACUAUGAGAAGUUCAACUCCCACCCCUUUCCCGGGGCAGCUGGGUAUCCUACCUACCGUCUCGGCUACCCCCAGGCCCCCCCCUCUGGCCUGGAGAGGACCCCCUAUGAAGCCUAUGACCCUAUUGGCAAGUAUGCCACCGCCACUCGGUUCUCCUACACCUCUCAACACUCAGACUACGGCCAGCGAUUCCAGCAGCGCAUGCAGACUCACGUGUAGAGGCUGGAGUCUGGCUGGGGUAUCUCUGCGGGGCAGAGGAGAUGGCUUCCCAGCAUUCCCUGACAUUCAGGGACAUUGCUCGUUGCUCCUGUCGUGGACCCAGCCUUUCUCCUCCUGGCCAUCACAAAUGAGGAGCAGGUCUCCCAGUAACACCCCAUCCCAAGGAUGGUGCUUUCAUGCCCCCAGUCUCCCGGCCCGCCUUUCCCUCUUCUUCAGGAGGAUAUCUCUUCUGACCUUUGUUCUGCCCGACCCAAGCAUGGGGAAAGGAG